CGCGAAUAUGGACGAGGACAACUCUUCUGGCUGGCAACUCACCGAAUCUGACCCCGGUGUCUUCUCACAGUUACUGAAGACGCUGACCGUUCGACGCCAAUCAUCCCAAGCGGAGACCAUUCCGCUGCAGGUCGACGACCUGUACUCUCUGGAUCCAGACUCCUUGCGCGAGCUACAGCCCAUCCACGCGCUUAUCUUCCUUUUCAAAUGGGUCGCGCCCUCCGGUAACGAUCCUGCUAGCUCUACAACAGGCGGGACGUACGACGAUGCCUUCCCUGGCUUCUUUGCACAUCAAGUUGUAAACAAUGCAUGCGCAACCCUCGCCGUCCUAAACGCGAUAGGCAACAUCCCGGACGUCACCACGGGGUCGCAGCUCAGCGAGCUGUUCUCGUUCACAAGAGGGCUUGAUCCGCAGACAUGCGGCAUGGCCGUUACGUCGGUCGACUGGUUACGUGAAGCGCAUAAUGCACUGUCGCCGCCAUCUGCCAUCUCGCUGGACGGGCUCGAUCUCCCGAAAACUAGCGAAGACGCUUAUCAUUUUAUCGUCUAUCUCCCGUUCAUGGACACGGUCUAUGAACUGGACGGAUUGAAACGGGCACCGAUCAAUCACGGAGCGUACACGGAGGGCGGUGAAGGUUGGGUAGCCAAAGCCCGUGAGGUUAUUCAAGCUAGGAUAUCCACAUAUCCCCCUGGUUCUCUCGAAUUCAAUUUACUGGCUAUUCGGGAUGACCCGCUUCCCGGUCUACAAGCGCGGUUGACGGCGUUGCAGUCCAGCGGCGUCGAAUCCGAGGCUGCAGAAAUCGUGGUGAGAAUCGCGAACGAAAACACGAAGCGCGAACGAUGGGCGUUCGAAAACUCGCUGCGGAGGCACAAUCACCUCGGGCUUAUCCACGCGCUUCUGGACGCGCUAGCGAAGUCGGGACAGCUCGGCGCGGCGACGGCUGGUGCGAGACAAAAGAUGUCGGAAAGGAUAGCAAGGCGGGCAGAAAAGGGCGUCGGCAUGGACGAGGAUUGACCGAGCGCUCCGCUCUGCUGAGUCACCGAGGGCGCAUAUAUCCUACGUAUAAACUGGCUGUAUGCGUUGAGUAGAC
Molecule: messenger RNA, 1091 nt
Organism: Punctularia strigosozonata HHB-11173 SS5
Lineage: Eukaryota; Fungi; Basidiomycota; Agaricomycetes; Corticiales; Punctulariaceae
Product: ubiquitin-specific protease
Exons: 10
Coding region: 8-1015 (335 amino acids)
Biological process (GO): ubiquitin-dependent protein catabolic process; protein deubiquitination
Cellular component (GO): cytoplasm
Molecular function (GO): cysteine-type deubiquitinase activity
Source: RefSeq, a predicted model, not a curated record